This is a messenger RNA of Quercus lobata, 825 nucleotides long. RefSeq lists its product as uncharacterized. The record is from RefSeq and is a predicted model, not a curated record. Lineage: Eukaryota; Viridiplantae; Streptophyta; Magnoliopsida; Fagales; Fagaceae. Bases 1 to 825 code for a protein of 274 amino acids. The transcript is spliced from 2 exons.
AUGACAAAUGUUAGGUUGGUGGUAGGGAUGAAGUUUCCAAACUCCAAGGUGUUUAGAAAGGCUUUGAGGGAGUAUGUGAUUCAGCAUCACAUUGAUAUCAAGUGGAAGUUGAAUGAGAAGAAGAAGAUUUCUAUACAUUGUAAGAACAAUUAUGGAUGGAGGUUUUAUGCCUCAAUAGUGACUGGAAAGUGCACAUUUAAGAUCAAGACACUUAAUCCUGAGUGUACCUGCCCCCUAACAUUUCAAAAUGGGCAAGUUACAUCAGCCUAUGUGACAAACAAGUAUUUGGAGGAUUUUGAUAAGAAUCCUAAUUGGGAGGUCUCAGGCGUUAAGCACCUUGUGAUGCAGCAGAUUUCAGUUGAUUUAAGUAUUAGCCAGGUGUAUAGAUCAAGGAAGGCAGCUAGGGGUUUGAUUACUACGAAUGAAGAGGCUCAGUAUGGCCUACUUAGAGAUUAUGCAAAAAUGAUAAAGAGGACAGAUGUAGGAAGCAAAGUGAUUUUGCAAACAGAGAUGGAAAAUGAGAAUGUAGAACCCAAAUUUAAAAGGAUGUACAUUAGGCACAAUGCUCAAAAAGUUGGCUUUCUAGGUGGUUGUAGACUUUUUGUUGGGUUGGAUGGAUGCCACUUGAAGGGUAUGUUUGGUGGGCAAUUAUUGUCUGCCAUUGCCAAGGAUGGAAAUGACAAUAUAUUCCCAGUGGCAAUGGCUAUAAUUGAGCAAGAGAAUAAGGAUAGUUGGAUUUGGUUCUUGGAGCAGCUUGCAAAUGACAUUGGCAGGCCAGAGGAGCUCAAUCUGGCAUUCAUUAGUGACAGGCAUAUGGGCCUUUAA